Penicillium digitatum Pd1 is the source of this 2733-nucleotide messenger RNA. RefSeq lists its product as uncharacterized. Lineage: Eukaryota; Fungi; Ascomycota; Eurotiomycetes; Eurotiales; Aspergillaceae. The record is from RefSeq and is a predicted model, not a curated record.
AUGGAGGAUGCCCAAGCCACCGCUAAAUGGGCAAACCGUGUCCUGCGCCCCUUGACCUCCAUCUGCCGUCGAAUCGCAAAGCACAAAGAGACACUGUCGAUGAUCACGACCGAAUCCAAACCACAAGAAACUGCAGGGUGCAGUGAUGUGCCUACUUUAGAAAGCGACAACAAACCAGCAAGUCGGCAAAACCACUCGGGCUCGGAUGCGGACCCGGAUGAAAACGACCCAGCUUGGAUUCCAGGGAAAAAGCCCGAGCGACGUCGACCCAGACACAAGUAUUCGUCUAAAACAGAGGAGUCUCGAGGUAAAAAGCGCAAUAGACUAUCGGUAUACAGCCCGGAAGCCCCACGCACCCUGCCUGGCGCUAUUGAGGUCGCGACACCACUCAUCACUGGGAGGAGAUGGGAGAUGCCCUCGAGUGCACAGUUAGAACGUCCGGCAGGCCAUGUCAACCCCAACAUUCAAACAUCACAGCCGCAAGUCUUCCGCGAUCGAUAUUCCCUCCACAAGAGCCCUUGGCACGAACUUCUCAACCAGUCUGGUGAUCCGGGCUUCGCCGACAUAGCACACAAUCUUGAUCGCGUCUUCCAAAAUUUCCUUUGCAACACUAUGAUAUCCAUAAAAGAAGCUAAGCCCUUAUCUGGAAACUGCAGGCGUGGUGCACGAUCGUUGCUGUCCAUGGUGGCGCGGAGCCUACCUAAAUUUAUAGCAAGCGAGCAAGACGCACAGGACGCGUUAGACGAGGAUGGGAAUGAGGAUAUGUGCGAUGUAUAUUUUACAGAAUUGGAAGCAUUUUAUGCUCCUUACGGGGCAGGUUGGAAACCACUCCGCGAGGCUGUCCGCGCACAGGGGAUCUACUUGGUUUCCACUCUGAUACAGAAUCAUUGGAUAACGGAAUCAAUUGCCUGCGCGCUGAUCGAAAAGUGUCGUUCCUUUGCGCCCGAAGAAAGUGACUCAUUGCUCUCUACAGUGCUUUCAAUGCGCAAAAAACACCUAUACCCCCAGGCUUUAAGGCCAGUGGUUGACCAUGAUCCUUCGGAUCCGAUCCGAUUGUUACGUAAAUAUGCUCAUCAUGGCGUUGCCAGCCGCUCUUUUGUCUUCGACGAACUUGCAAAGCUUCUCUUGCGGGGAGUGCUACCCCCAGAAUGGAUGGGAACUAAGUUGUGGACUAGCUGGAUGACACGAGCAACGAUAUCCCUUUCGAGGGAGGAUGAAGACUGCCCUGCAGCUACGCGAUUGAUCGAGGCUGUGAUUCUCUCAGCUAGUGGCGUCCGCCCUGUCUCUGAUGCUCAGAGUUCUUUAUCAAAACAUCCCCCGAAGGAAAAGACUGCUCGUGCUCGUGCGACCAGGGUUGCGUCCACCACAACAUGGGAAAUCUCUAAUCUUGCGCGGCCUUGUCCCCUGCAGGUGGAAGAUGCAUUGAGCAAUCACGUCAUAAGCCUCAUGGCAGCGCUCUGUGGCAUGCACAUUUCACGGUCUCGUGCUUCUGAUGACAGUGACUGUUUGGAUGGAACGAAAGCGAGCUAUGUCACAAGCUAUCUCCAAAUAGCUCUACAGCGAGAACUGAGCUCAAAUUAUGUUGCGCAGCGGGUUCACAACACCCCUCAUCAAUUUUUACGGCGUGGCUGCAUCUUGCUGGCCACUAGCCUUGUAAAGUGCAACGACAAAAUUUUAUUGAACGAUAACCACUAUGUGAUGACUUCAUCAGCCAGUGUUGAUGAAUGCGCGGAGAUUAUAGCAACUCAUUCAGACAUGGUUAGAGAGUUGGCAUUGUUUGUGCACCAAGCGUUUCGUUGUCUCAAAAAAAGAACGCCAGACGCAACCGAACAGACUAGUGUCGAAAUACGUGACAUGAUUUCGCAACUCGCUCGCGUAGCCGAUGCACCGGCUUUGUCUGCCUUGCUUGGGCGGGUCGCCGCGGAAGCUGCCAUGGAAUUUGCAGAAGCUACAGGGGAUCCCGAUGACCACAUGUGGGCUGUGGACGUUCAAGAAGUGGCCGUGGCAAAACAGCACCAGGCAGAGACUGCCCAAAUGUCUUUGGAAGAACCCGAGCAAUCUAGUCAGAGUACCGGCCUAUUUCGUUGGGAAGAUAGCAUAGGCGAGUGGGUGGCGUCUACCCCGGUGACCAAGGGAAAGCCUAUCCUUGUGCAAAAGGCCGAAAGACCCAUGCGCAUGCUAUCAAGCCCAGUGCCCAGCAUCGCUUCUUCUACCGACACAGACAGCAGCUCACCUGAGUCUGAUCGCUUUCAAGACUAUGUCUCAAUUCUGACUUCAUCUCCCCCGCAGAUGGCGACCAAGCAAACUUUCGAGGACACAGACGUUUCAUCAAUACGGCCCAGAAAACGCCAACGACCCACCCCCGUGGUUGCUGUCGACAGAGGUGGAUGCAAUCCCGAAAAACGGUUUUCUACCGCGCCUAAAUUUAAUUCUACUGUGGAGCCAGUCACUCGUCGAGGCAUCCUGCGAGAGCGCAGCACCAAUCUAACCAGACGGAUGACCCCCGCAGCACAACAGGCGCGGAAGAUUGAAGUUGUGAUCAUCAAUCACAAAGAAAGCAGCUCACGUCAGCCUAUUGUUCGGCCGAGUUUGGAGCGUGCUGCGAAGCAAGUCCAUCGUACAGUAGAGAGGCGAAGGUCUACGCGUCGUAUUGUUGAGCCACCGGCACCUCGACAAACGCUCAUUCAAAAUUAUCAGGAUGAUGACAGUGACGACGAGCUCAGCUUCUUCUGA